GUCUAGUAUCAAUCGAACUUGUCCUUGAGCAUGUGGGAGCUUUGCAUUGCUAUCUCCACGCUGUAUUUAUAGAGCCUCGAGUCAAGGAGCUGCAAGAAGAGGACAGCCACUUCAACCCGCAAGCAUCCAAACUUCUCUCGUCCGGCCUCCUCCUCCUCCGACGACGACGACGAGGAGCUAUAAGCUACUACAAAGUUGGAGUCUUGGAGAGGAAUCCAAGAGAGAGAUAGGUCCACGUUGAUGGCUUCUUCAGGGUGCAGAUGCGGCAACCGUUUCGGGCAAGUCGGUGUCGUCGCGUUGCUGCUGGUGGUGGUGGUGGGUUCGUCCUGCCUCGUCGGCGUGGCGUCCGCGAAGCACAAGGGUGGUAACAGCACGAGGACGACGACGACGCUGCCGUUCCAUGGCAAGGAGGAGCUGCGCAGGUACAGGAAGAUCAUGGCGCAGGUCGCCAGGUUGAAGAAGGCUUCUGUCAAGACGAUCCAGAGCCCCGACGGCGAUGUCAUCGACUGCGUGCCGCCGCACCUGCAGCCGGCGUUCGACCACCCGAAGCUGCGAGGGCAGAAGCCCGAGGCCGAGCCGGAGGAGAGGCCCAAGGUCAGCGGCGCCGCGGCGGAGCAGCAGCAGGAGGAGGAGGCCGUGUUCCCGCAGGCGUGGACGGACGGCGGCGAGUCGUGCCCGGAGGGGACGGUCCCGGUGCGGCGGACGAGGAAGCGCGACGUGCUGAGGUCCAGCUCCGCCGUGCGGUUCGGGAUGAAGCAGCCCCGCGCCGCCGGCGUCGUCCGCCGCGACUCCACCAGCGACGGCCACGAGCACGCGGUGGGGUACGUGACGGGGGACCAGUUCUACGGGGCGAAGGCGAGCCUGAACGUGUGGUCGGCGAGGGUGGCGUCGCCGGCGGAGUUCAGCCUCUCCCAGAUCUGGGUCAUCUCCGGCUCCUUCGGCAACGACCUCAACACCAUCGAAGCCGGAUGGCAGGUGAGCCCUGAACUGUAUGGAGAUAACAGCCCAAGGUUCUUCACAUACUGGACAACUGACGCAUACCAGGCGACCGGCUGCUACAAUCUGCACUGUUCCGGCUUCGUGCAGACCAACAACCGGAUCGCCAUUGGCGCCGCCAUCUCCCCGACCUCCGUCUACAAUGGCCGCCAGUUCGACAUCAGCCUCCUCAUCUGGAAGGACCCAGGGCGGGGGCACUGGUGGCUGCAGCUGGGGUCGGGCCCACUGGUGGGGUACUGGCCGUCGUCCCUCUUCAGCCACCUGGGCGGGCACGCCAACAUGGUGCAGUUCGGCGGCGAGGUGGUGAACUCGCGGCCGUCCGGGUCGCACACGCCCACCCAGAUGGGCAGCGGCCACUUCCCCCGCGAGGGCUUCAACCGCGCCGCCUACUUCCGCAACCUCCAGCUCGUCGACUGGGACAACAACCUCCUCCCCGCCGCCGCCCUCCGCCUCGUCGCCGACCAUCCCUCCUGCUACGACAUCCAGGGCGGCUCCAACCGCGCCUGGGGCAACUACUUCUACUACGGCGGCCCCGGCCGCAACGUCCGCUGCCCCUAGCUUGCCGCCCGCCGGAGACGAAGACGACGACGACGAUCUCGCCGGUAUUAAUUAACACCACUCUUACUGAUCAUUAGUAUCAAUUACACUAGUAAUUAUUUGCUGCUACUAAUUAGUAGUAGUAAAGUAGUAAUUAGCUAGCUAUAGUAGUGGUGGUUACUGAUGAUGAGUGUGUCAAGCUAGCCGGACAGGUGAGAGGUUUGAUAUGGCGCCAAAAAAGUUUUUGAGUUGAUACGAGGGUUCUUUUUUUUUUGGGUCUUUUCAGGGGGGGUUUGUUUAAUUUUCUUGAGUUUAUGUAUACAUGAAGAAAAUUAAUUGAUAGAGUGUUAUUAUGAUCACCAUAUGUAUAUAUAGUGCGUGACAUCCUGAGUGUUUUCGCCAUGUUUGAAUUAUGAA
Molecule: messenger RNA, 1950 nt
Organism: Oryza brachyantha (malo sina)
Lineage: Eukaryota; Viridiplantae; Streptophyta; Magnoliopsida; Poales; Poaceae
Exons: 7
Coding region: 241-1554 (437 amino acids)
Source: RefSeq, a predicted model, not a curated record